UCGCGCUCGGACUGCUGGGGGUUUCCGGCCAUCUUUCUCUCUCUACUAAACUAAGCUGUUUCUGAACUCCCCCGCUUUGCAAUAUGACCACACACACAAUCCUGCUCAUGCAGCGAUCGAGCUCCAAGGAGACCCGGACAUACGAGGACUUUGACACGCUGGAGGAAGCCCUGGAAAGUGUUAUUCGUAUGUUUGAGACGCGUCUCAAGGCGCUGUGCCCAACAGCCGAGCAUUUGAACUAUAGCCUGGAUGACUUGAAUCGGUUUAUCGACCAGCACAAGGAGUUUUGCAUGUUGGUACUGGACGCCAAGACGCAGACAUACGAGUCCAGAGAUGUUGCGUGGAUCAAGGUGCGAAUCCACGACCACCUGCGCAGGCUUCUGGCCAUGAGCAAGAAAUGACCACAUGUGCAUAUUCUGGUAACGCCGCAUGUGAAUGUAUUUUUCUU
Molecule: messenger RNA, 448 nt
Organism: Linderina pennispora
Lineage: Eukaryota; Fungi; Kickxellomycota; Kickxellomycetes; Kickxellales; Kickxellaceae
Product: enhancer of rudimentary
Exons: 2
Coding region: 84-401 (105 amino acids)
Source: RefSeq, a predicted model, not a curated record